Messenger RNA from Dalotia coriaria, 2624 nucleotides. Its product is annotated as BRCA2-interacting transcriptional repressor EMSY. Bases 419 to 2041 code for a protein of 540 amino acids. Gene Ontology annotation, biological process: regulation of DNA-templated transcription. The transcript has 5 exons. Lineage: Eukaryota; Metazoa; Arthropoda; Insecta; Coleoptera; Staphylinidae. Gene Ontology annotation, cellular component: nucleoplasm. The record is from RefSeq and is a predicted model, not a curated record.
AUGUAUUUAUUUGUCGAAUAGUCUUUAAUUAACUUGUUUGGUAUUUGAUGGACAUUAUUAUCUCUAUUAGCAAUAUUAAUUAAGAACACUUCAAAUUGCUUCAAACAUAUCAAUAGUGACAUAUGUGAGCAGAACUUAGUUGAAUAAAACUAGAAAUAACAGUAUCACCUCAAUAAUAAGCAAUUAAACUAUCGCUAAACAUUAGUCUACGUCGUGUGAAUGUAAUAAGUGUAAUAAUGUAGUGAUUAAGUGUUUAGAGCUAGCGACGGAAGUAAAAAUUUAUAGGAAUGAACUCAAAAUGUAGAUCGCUUAACCUCAAACAAUAGACGCUUUGCAUUCUUUCGAUUCUUGUCAACGCAAAAAAUAAUUCAUUUCUACGAUGAAAUAGUUGGUUUGCGUUCGUUCCCAGUUCGCAAUAAUGUGGCCGAUUCUCCUGGACAUGACCAAGGAAGAAUCCAUGCAACAUUUGAGAUGUUUGGAAAUCGACGCAUUUUCCGGCUUGCUGAAUGCGCUGCGGGCCCAAGGAGGUCUGGAUCCGGUGAAGCUGAACCUACUCAGGGAGACAAGCAGUUUGCUGCACAUAUCACAGGAGAGACACAAGGCUGAAAUCCGGCGAGUUGUCAAUGAUGAGAGACUCAACACCAUUGCAUACCAUGUGAAUGGCGAGCGACAUUGCGGCGAGGAAUGGGCUGAUGAAGGGCAGAGACUCAUUCCGUUAUUACCCAGAGUCGCGCCACAAACAGCGUAUUCCGCAAUCGCCGAUGAAGUAGCAGAUGUCACCAGUAAACUCAACAAGCAAUUACCGCUGCCUGCCUCAACAGAGCGAAAACGUCUGGCGGUACCAUCGCCAACAAUCGCUGCGAGUGCUUCCUCCAGUGGAUCAGUUGCUCCGAAUAUUUAUCGUGGUGUUGAAGUAGAUAGAAAGAGGAAACAUUCGUUAAGUUUGGAAAAUUGCAUGUUGGCUCAGCAUCUGAUGGCCCCGCCGAAGAUUAGCCAAAUUCAACAAAUUUACAGACAAAGAAGUAAAAGUAGACUUAAAGAACAACUGGUUCGGCUGAAAUCUCAGGAACAACCAGAAACACCACCUAAUCGGCUACAUAAAACUGUGCCAACACCAACGCCGAAAAUCAAUAUCCUACAAAACAUCACAACAUCCUUACCACAUAGAUCAGUGUCCACACCUACAACUACAACUAAUCCAGAUAAGAGAUUUGAGAAAGAAUUUCUUGAAUCAACUCCUUCCACAGCUGUGGUAACAAGUACAUCGAAAACAAUCACAACCACAGACGGACAGAAACUAAUCGUUGUUUCUACGCAUGCAAAUCACAAUCUCUCACCAACGCCGAGUAUCCUUCAACGAACACUCACCACCAUUCCCUUUAAGAGGCUUGGCGUUAAUCCAAAGUUUAGAAUUGUGCCUAAGGCCACUAAUGUGGUGACGAAUGUUCUGCCCAACUGCACGCCAUCGAAUGCCAAGAAAAUAAUUCCUAUGUCAAAGGUGCAAGUGCUCAACACCAAGACAGGCUUUAAAGUUUUACCAUUAAAUACAAAAAUUGCAGUUAAAGAGGUAAAAAAUCAGGUGGAAAUCACCCAUGAGGUUAAUGGUGUUACUAACGUGGAUGAUAACGUAGAAAAAUCACAUUGUGAUAAUGGUAUUGAUAAUUCCACAGAAGAAAACAUUGAGUUUGAGGCAGAUGGAGAUGUUUUAGCUCAAAAUGAGACUGUAGAAAGCGCAGAAAACCAUUUUAAUGAUAUUCCUGCUGAAGAAAUGGAAAUUAUCGAGGAUAUUACCCACACUGAGGUGGAUUGUGUACAGGAGCAGGUAAUAGAAGACAUCCCUCUGGAACAAACCGAGAUUUUUGAAGAAUUCCCAGAGAAAACCGAGAUGGAUUCAUCGGUGUUUAUUUAUGGUGAAAAUGACAAUGAAAGCGAAGAAGUGAUAAUCGACGGGAUGGCCAGCGAAGGCGAAUCGCUGGAAGUAUUAAACGCAGUGCACGCACUCGAUGAAAGUUUCCCGAACACGAAGAACGUGCGCAGCUAAAGUCGAUUCCAACUAGGUUUGCAUGUGCUAAACUAAUGAAAUAAUCGAAUAAGUAAUUUUCUACUAAUAAAUAAUUCAACUAUUCUGGGUGCAUUGAUGGGCGCAUAACUAAUUAUUUAUUUAACAAUUGUAUGCUGGCACGAAUUAACACUACUAAGCUAUGAUGAAUGUGAAUGUUUAAAAAUGUAAAAGACAUAACCUGUACAAACAACAUAAUGAUCUGCGCUCUUUGUAUGUAUCUAGUAAACACGUAGCUAACUUAUUUUUAAUCGACAAACCACGCAGAAUUGGGUGAUGAACAAAAAUUUAUUGUAUAUGUCGUAGCUAACGGGGAGAAAUCUCAACAACUCAUCAAUUUGCACUUGUUAAGUUUUACCACCCAUAGGAAAAAUGGAAAUAACAAUCGAUGUCUUCAUCUCGGCUAAGUUCAUUGUUGUAAAUAUAUUUUUUAUAUAAUUAGUCGGUUUUUCAUCGUCUCGAAGUGACAGCAGAUGUGAAAUAUUUAUUAUUUUAAUUUUUAAUACUAUAUUAGUAUUGCUCAAAUGGCCAAUCGUAAUUAUAAAUAUAAUAUUACAAAAACAAA